This is a messenger RNA of Loxodonta africana (African savanna elephant), 4182 nucleotides long. RefSeq names its product putative gustatory receptor clone PTE03. The coding region runs from base 2896 to 3735 and encodes 279 amino acids. Gene Ontology annotation, molecular function: G protein-coupled receptor activity; olfactory receptor activity. Lineage: Eukaryota; Metazoa; Chordata; Mammalia; Proboscidea; Elephantidae. The transcript has a single exon. Gene Ontology annotation, cellular component: plasma membrane. The record is from RefSeq and is a predicted model, not a curated record. Gene Ontology annotation, biological process: G protein-coupled receptor signaling pathway.
GUUCAACCAUUUCAGGAGGUAUCAUAUGAUGACAACCAGUUGUAUUGAAGGAAGAAGUCCAGGCUGCAUGGAAGUCAUUGGUGAAAAACAAGUCUUCAGAAAUUGAUGGAAUACCAAUUGAGAUAUUUCAACUAACAGAUUUAAUGCUGAAAGUGGUCACUCGUCUAUGCCAAGAAAUUUGGAAGACAGCUACCUGGACAACUGACUGGAAGAGAUCCAUAUUUGUGCCCAUUGUGAAGAAAGGUGAUUCAACGGAAUACAGAAAUCAUUGAACAAUUUCAUUAAUAUCACAAGUAAGUAAAAUUUUGCUGAAGAUAAUUCAGAAGAGGAUGCAGAACAAAGGAGAGGAUGUGAUAUGAGGGAUAUCAUUGCAGAUGUUAGAUGGGUAUUGGCUAAAAGCAGAGAAUACCAGAAAGAUGUUUACCUGUGUUUGAUUUACUAUGCAAAGACAUUCAAUUGUGUGUAUCAUAACAAAUUAUGGAUAACAUUGAGAAAGAUUAAAAUUCCAGAACAGUCAAGUGUGCUCAUGCAGAGCCUGUACAUAGGCUGAGAGGCAGUUGUUCAAACAGAACAAGGGGACACAGCAUAGUUUAAAAUCAGGAAUAGUGUGUGUCAGAGUUGUAUCUUUUCACCAUGCUAAUUCAGCAUGUAUGCUGAGGCAAUAAUCUUAGAGGCUGGACUUUAUGAAGAAGAACAGGGUAUCAGGACUGGAGGAAGAUUCAUUAACAACCUGCAAUGUGCAGAUGACACAGGUUUGCUUCCUGAAAAUUAAAAGAGCUUGAAGCAUUUGCAGAUGAAGAUCAAAGAUUACAGCCUUCAUCACCAUGGAUUACACUUAAAUAUAAAGAAAAUGGAAAUCUCACAACUCAGACAUUAAGCAACAUCAUGAUAAAGGGAGAAAAUAUUGAAGUUGUCAAGGAUUUCAUUUUACUGAGAUCUACAAUCAACGCCCACGGAAGCAGCAGGCAGGAAAUCAGAUGGCGUAUUGCAUUGGGCAAAUCUGCUGCCAAAGACCUCUUUAAAUUGUGAAAAAGCAAAGAGAUCAGAAUUCUGCUUAGGACACACUAACAAAUUGUUGCUUUUUUUUUUCUCCAGUUUUUGAAAAGCAUGUAUUUUCUUUUUCCCCCCAUUCCUCUGUUUUUGGGGAAAAAAAGAUGUACUACAUAUCACCUUGGUGCCCUUAUGAUGCAGUGAUUAAGAGCUCUGUUGCUAACUGAAAGGUUGGCGGUUCCAAUCUGCCAGCUUCUCCAUCAGGGGAUGAUGUGGCAGUCUGUUUUUGCAAAGAUUUCAGCCUUGGAAACUCUAUACAGCAGUGUAACUCUGUUCUGUAGGGAUGCUAUGAGUUGGAAUCGCCUAGAUGGCAAUGGGUAUAUAUUAUUUAUGGGAAUAAUGUUUCCAUCUUCAAAUAAUUGGAAGAGUCUCAUUGCCAUAAUCGGAUAAUAGCAUGAAGUUUCACGUAGCACACUCUAUCCUGACCUCAGGUCCUGACUGUGGGUCUUGUUUUGAUGCUGUCACUACCUACGUGGUCAGAGUUUAGGUGACUUUGAAUAUCACGGAAAGCAACUGGGUUUUAAUUCAGUUGGAACUUUUCAAGUGGCAAGUGAUGGAAUCUGUAGCAAAUCCUAAAAAUGGCUUGGAAUUGCUAGAGCUCAGUAAGUGUUAGUAGUGGUAAUGGCAGCAGUUUUUGACAAUUUUGACAUUUAUUAUUAUCAAUUCUGAUGAUACAACUAUUAAUUAGAACAAUAACAACAAGGGAUAAGAACCUAAAUGAUGGGACAUUCCAAUGGAAAUAGAAAAUUGAAAGGACAAAUUUUGAGGAAAAAAUGAAAAUGAAGAAGCUUGAUUGAGUCGAGGGCUUGAACUCCUCCCCAAGUCCCUCUGCAGAGCCUGGUGAGCCAGGUCCCCAUCUCCUCAUGAAGUGCACCACAUCUUUUCCUCCCUGCAGAUAAGUUGAUUGUACAUGAACCACAAUGGUUGACGUUCUAGAAGAGUGGACCUCAAAGUAUAGUCCCAGGCCAUCAGCAAUAGCACUUGAGAAUUUGUUAGAAAGAACUAUUUUAGAGCCUUAGACCCCAAAUUCUGAAGCCAAUAGUCUGAGUGUGGGGGCUCAACAAGUCCUUCAACUGAUUCUGACAAAAAGCAGUUUGAGAACCAUUGUUCUAAAAAACGGAUGUAGAGUUUGUUUUUCUGCUAGCUCGAAGGCUUGGGAAAAUUCCCAAGGAAAAAGCUAUGUAUUUUUUUCUCUUUUAUUCCUAUUACGUGGCACAAUGUGGAUAAAGAAUAGAUAUUCUAUAAACACAUAAAUUCUACCUAUGUGGUCAGAGAGUUGAAGACUUUUAAAGCAAGGAGCACUAGUGUCAUAGUGUCUAAGAGUUUGGCUGCUAACCAAAAGAUCAGCAGUUCAAAUCUACCAGCUGCUCAUUGGAAACCCUAGGGGGCAGUUCUACUUUGUCUUACAGGAUUGCUAUGAGUCUGAUUUGACUCAAGGCACAGAACAACAACAAGAAAAAAAAAUCAAGGAGGCUAUUUGGGUCUUUAUUCAGGUGGAUAUUUUGGGGGAGAUAUGGUGCAGUGGUAUGGUAAUGGAUAAGAGAAAAAGCAGAAAGAGGGGGAAGGGAGGAUGGGAGAAAGACAGAUGAAGGAAUAGAAAGGGGGGAGGGAGAAGGAGAGAGACAGAGAGUAGAAAGAUUUGUAGUAUUCACUUCAUUUCACAAUACAGAUGCGAGAAUUUCUUUGAAAUAAGCAACACUUUUAGAUCUCUUUCCUAUCACUUCCAUCAUCAGACUCAUCAACAACGUGACAUCAGAAAACCAAACUGGUGUAGCAGCAUUCUUCCUCCUGGGGCUCUCAGAGGAUUCAGAACUGCAGCCCUUCCUCUUCGGACUAUUCCUGACCAUGUACCUCGUCACUGUGUUGGGGAACCUACUCAUUAUCCUGGCCAUCAGCUCAGACUCCCACCUCCACACCCCCAUGUACUUUUUCCUCUCCAACUUGUCCUUCACUGACAUCUGUUUCAGCACCACCACAGUCCCCAAGAUGCUGGUGAACAUCCAGACACAGAACAAAUCCAUCAGUUACACAGGCUGCCUCACCCAGGCUUGCUCUGUCAUGAUGUUUGCAGGCAUGGAAAAUUUUCUCCUUGCAGCAAUGGCCUAUGACCGCUAUGUGGCCAUCUGCCAACCACUGAGGUACACAGUCAUCAUGAACUCUCACCUCUGUGGUCUGCUGAUUCUACUCUCCUUGUUCAUUAGUUUGGUGGAUGCCCUGCUCCACAGGCUGAUGAUACUAAGGCUGUUCUUCUGCACAAACAUGAAAAUCCCUCACUUCUUCUGUGAUCUUGCUCAGGUCAUCAAACUUGCCUGCUCCAAUACUCUUGUCAAUAGCAUCCUGAUAUAUUUACUAACUAGUAUACUGGGUGGUGUUCCUCUCCUUGCGAUUAUUUGCUCUUAUAUUAAAAUUAUUUCUUCCAUUCUGAGAAUACCAUCAGCUGGUGGAAUGUAUAAAGCUUUCUCCACCUGUGGGUCUCACCUGUCAGUGGUUUUCUUAUUCUAUGGGACAGCUUUUGGUGUGUACAUUAGUUCUGCAGUUACUCAUUUUUCCAAAAAGACAGCAGUAGCCUCAGUGAUGUACGCUGUGGUCUCUCCAGUGAUGAACCCAUUUAUCUACAGCCUGAGGAACAGGGACAUGAAGGGAGCCUUGAAGAAACUCCUGUGGAGAACAUUUUCUUUUUCAUGAUUGUGUUAUCUGCUUUAGGUUUGGGCUUCUAGAAUGAGUCAUAGUGAAAGAAUACUGGGUGAAUCAGAAUGUUAGAACCUUCUAGUAACAAGUUUUUGUUUUUUACAUUUUGAUAAUAAAAAUAAUUUUAUCUUUAUAUUUAUUCUUAUGCAUUUUUACCUAUGUAUGUAUUUACUUACACAUGCUUCUGCCUUGUGACAAUUUUUACCUUGUUAGCAAGACAUGUUAAAGCAUUUAUUUUUUUAUGUUUAAUUUGGUCAAUAUGUAUGUAACAAAACAUUUGUCAUGUCAACAUUUUUUGCUUGUACUAUUCAGGGACAUUAAUUACAUUCUUCAUGUUGUUCAACUGCCAUUACUGCCCAUUUUCAAAUUUUUGCAUCACUGUUACUUUAGUAUCCCCUACACAAUGAGUCUUCCUUUCUUUUUUCUUCCUCACCACCCCUGACA